UAGCUAUAAACUGGAAUGUUUGGUCCGGAAUACGACUCUGAAUCCGAUUGGGAUGUAUCCAAAUCAAAUUCAAUACAUGGGCCGAACUUGGUGCCGGCCUAUUGCCGUGCCCUCGUUCAUCUGAUCUCGGAGAGAGAGAGUUUUUUUGGUUACUAGGCAUUAAUGCAUUAUCGCCCCCAUCGCCUCCUUCCCCACCUCCGGCGGUCAGAUCUAUUGAACUCCGAUCUGACCGACGAUGCAAGGCUCAAGGCUGGCGGCCUGGACCUGGAGGCCGGCGACCAGCUGCUGAGAAGCUUUGAAGCUCCACGGGUCGACCCCUCCUUGCAAGGACUGCCCUCUUGUUCUUGAUUUUUUUUCAAGCUCCGCCACUGCUGCCGCUGCCCGGCCAUGGCGGCGAGAGGUCCCCGUCUCAACAAGAAGUUCAUGGCGCCUGACCCCAAAUCACCUCUCUCCGCCCAAGGCAAGCAACCGCCGCCCCGAGACAACCAAGAAGGCGCCGACCGCAUCAGCAACCUCCCCGACGCCAUCCUCGGCGAGAUCAUCGCCCUUCUCCCUGCCAAGGACGGCGCCCGCACCCGAAUCCUCGCGUCCCGUUGGCGUCACCUCUGGCGCUCCGCGCCUCUCAACCUCGACUGUCGCGGCCUUGCCAGCCGUGGGGAUGAGCUCGCCGCUGCCAUAUCACGCAUCCUCUCCUCCCACCCGGGCCCUGGCCGCCGCUUCUGCGUCGACGCGGCCUACUUCAAGGGCCGCGAUCUGACAGCCGCUGUUGACGUCUGGCUCCAAUCCGCCACCCUCGACGGCCUCCGGGAGCUUCAUCUAUGGUACUUCCGAUUCUCGCCACUGGUGCAGCUGCCCGCGUCCACCUUCCGCUUCUCACCCACCCUACAUGCUCUCACCGUCGGAAAAUGCCACGUUACCGACGGCAUCACGCAGGGGCUUCACCUCCCCCUCCUCAAUCACCUGACCCUCGAACAGAUCGAGAUUUCGGAAUGCUCGCUUGAGAGCAUCAUUGCCGGGUGUCCGGCCAUAGAGAGCUUGCUGAUUCGUCACAGCUUCGGCUUCCGUUGCGCUCGAAUCAACUCCCUCACACUUAGAAGCAUCGGCUUGUGUGUGACUUCAGGAAACGAGAUCGAGCUCGAAGAAAUCAUCAUCGAGAACGCCCCUUCUCUUGAGAAGCUGCUUUCUUAUAAUACGCUGGCUAACCAACAUAUAUCAGUAUUAUCCGCGCCUAAAUUGGAAACCUUAGGCUGGAUUCCUGAUCGAGAUGACCACACACUCAUCUUUGGCUCCACGGUGUUUCAGGGAUUACAUGUUGACCUCUUGACAACGGUGUUGAGCACCGUGAAGACCUUAGCAUUCAAGAUGCAUGCUCUCAGUUUGGAUGUAGCUAUUGACAUGUUGAGAUGCUUUCCCUGCUUGGAGAACAUGUACAUCCAGCCAAGUCCAAAACGGGGGAAUAAGGCUUGGGGCCUUAAACACCUGAACCUUGACAGAUGCCUUGACAUCCGUCUCAAGACAAUAGUGCUGUCCCAAAAUCACGGCAUCGUGUCUUUAGUUGACUUCGUCAUAUUCUUUGUGUUGAACGCGAAAGUGCUAGAUUCAAUAACACUUCUGGUUGCAGGCAGUAGCGAGGAGUUUAUUGCAGAACAUGGGGGAAAGUUUCAGCUGGAGAAAAGGGCUUCAAGAGGUGCUCAGUUAUAUGUUAGAACCGAUGACUGUUUUAAUAAUGUUUGGGAUAUCAAGCAUCUCCAGGAUCGAACUGAUCCAUUCAUUCGCAUGUGCUAGAACUGGGUUUGGUCCUUUGAAAAGCUAUUAUUGCUUAUCUCAGUUUGAAACUAAGUUUCAUCUCUUGAGCUGUUACGUAUUCUAGUUGUCUUUUUUUU
Molecule: messenger RNA, 1883 nt
Organism: Lolium perenne
Lineage: Eukaryota; Viridiplantae; Streptophyta; Magnoliopsida; Poales; Poaceae
Product: putative F-box/FBD/LRR-repeat protein At1g66290
Molecular function (GO): protein binding
Source: RefSeq, a predicted model, not a curated record